UGUAUCGAUGAGAUUCUCUACCCCUCCCCCACAUCUCUGUGUCAGAUACGAGACACUCACAGUGUUAACUUCACGUCUGUUUCUGGUCGUCUGAAAUGUAACUUUGUCGGUUUGCAGGCAACUUGUAAGCGGAAAUUGGAUAAAACUUAACAGUUGCAGGUAUAAUUGGACUCGUUCAAGCCAACCCUUCAUCAUGUGAGAUCAGUCAACACAGCAAGCGUCAAGAAGACUGGAGCGUUCCAAAAAGCGAGCAGUAUCACGAUGAUCGUCAAAUCCAUCGCAUUCGUAUUGUUUGUCCUGCUGGUGACCUUUGCGGAAACAAGGAGAGGGAAGGGCGAAAAGAACAGAGAACGUCUGAAGAACCGAGCCAUUCGAGAGAACGGAUCUGAAGGAUCGUGUGAGCUGGAAGUUACGUGUAAAAACGAUGGUCAAAUGCCCAUAAAACUGCCCAUCCGGGGUCCUAAGGGCCCACCAGGACAGCCUGGACAGAAGGGAGACGCCGGAGAACCCGGAACACCCGGACUUCCGGGUAUACCAGGGAAGUCUAAAGCUCAGACGCCUAAAGUUGCGUUCUUUGCGGGACUGAGAGAGAAUGUUGGCCAAGUGGAACAGAACACUGACAUCAGCUUCGACAAAGUUAUCACUAAUCGAGGAGGAGCGUAUAAUGCAAAAACAGGUCGCUUUACGGCACCGUACAACGGCACGUACCACUUUUCGGCAGUCGUUGCAGCUCAGGGCCGACAGAAGGCAGCGGUGAUGAUAUCGAAGAACGGCCAGAUGGUGGCCACAGUGUGGGCGGAGAGUAUACCCUACUGGGCAACAGCGUCCAAUUCCGCCAUACUGGAUUUAAAACGCCACGACCAGGUCUGGCUGAUACAGCUGGCGCGAGCGCCGUACUUACACGGCUACAUGUACUCCACCUUCUCUGGCUUCAUUAUAUUUAAUGAUGAGGAUGAGGAUAUGACAGGAGAAUAGGACGAGUUCGCAUAAGGACGCCUGAAGAGACGACACCAUAUAGCAAUAACGUGCUCCCGUGAUACAUAGCUGUACCCGUGAGCAGUUUUGUUGACGAUGUUGAUGGCUCCAUGUGCCUGCUAAAUACAGACGCACCUUUUAGGGUAAUCUUAUUAGAGUUCCCGUGUAGCGAUGUAAAUAAGACUCGACACAAACAUGACAUGAGCAGUGUGUCCUUCUAUCGAACGGAAGAAUGGAUUGGGCCAGUACAAAGUCGGAUGUGACUGAUUUUAAACGCUUGAUUCGCUUCAGCUCCACGGAAGAUGGCAACCAUUCGUGUCUAAUCUGUAGACACAUUUUAUUUAGGACGAACUUUAACCUUGGUUUUAAUUCUUUGAGCAUAACUUAUUGGA
Molecule: messenger RNA, 1367 nt
Organism: Liolophura sinensis
Lineage: Eukaryota; Metazoa; Mollusca; Polyplacophora; Chitonida; Chitonidae
Product: C1q-related factor-like
Exons: 5
Coding region: 262-975 (237 amino acids)
Molecular function (GO): protein binding
Source: RefSeq, a predicted model, not a curated record